AUGGACAGCUCUAACCAUUCACUCGCGCGCCGAUUGUCGUUCGAAAGCACAACGACCAGCGAAUUCGAAAUAGUUCCUCGUGAGCGUUCCUCGUCUGGCAGUACCGUAGGAGGUAGCUACUGCAAAGAGUUAUCGGAGUCUUCUUCGCCGUCACCAGCAGCAGCUUCGUUCAACGUUCCCGAUUUGUUCAUAGCAAAUAGUUCCUCCGAUCACAGCCCACCGCAAUGCGAUGACACAGCUCCGAAACCAGCGUCUCCCAACGGAGAAGCCAGCAUCCGCCCAUUUACUAACACUGCAUCUCAGGCUUCUGGAUCUGACAUGAGCACAAUGGCUAGGGAAUCUGCGGGCAUGCUUGAGCAGGUCUUCCAUGAGCUUUUCACUAUCAAACAACGAAAUUCCAUGCUCGAAAGAAUGGCCCAACAAUCGCAUGAGUGGAGAACCGCGACAGAACAGUUAGAGAAGGAGACUAAAAUACUGCACAAAACUGUGAAGGCGUGCAAGAACCGUGUAGGAGCAGCCCACCAAAACUCAGUCGACUUCAUGGUUACACCGCACAAUUGUGCUUGGCAUCCUUGUAGCCGUGGUUGCAAUGUACCUGAAUUGCUACUCACAGCUGCUGAAAGAACAUCGCCGCUGCAAAGAUCUGGAAGUACAGUUGUCCAUAGUGAACGAGCUAGUAGAGAAGCUAGAAGUGGAGCAUGCUGCCGAGGUGAUCUCUUUAUUUCUCAAGACUAUUUCCCAAACCUUCCUAUUUUCGCCGUUCCCUUGUAA
Messenger RNA from Cooperia oncophora, 771 nucleotides. The record is from the annotation of a GenBank genome assembly. Lineage: Eukaryota; Metazoa; Nematoda; Chromadorea; Rhabditida; Trichostrongylidae.